Molecule: messenger RNA, 580 nt
Organism: Vicia villosa (hairy vetch)
Lineage: Eukaryota; Viridiplantae; Streptophyta; Magnoliopsida; Fabales; Fabaceae
Product: calvin cycle protein CP12-2, chloroplastic-like
Exons: 1
Coding region: 66-464 (132 amino acids)
Biological process (GO): negative regulation of reductive pentose-phosphate cycle
Cellular component (GO): chloroplast
Source: RefSeq, a predicted model, not a curated record
CUACUCCAUUAAAUUAAACCUCAUCUUUAUUAACACAACAACUAAGAAACUCAAUAGCUGCAACUAUGGCAGCAACAAUGGCUGGUGUGAGUCUUUCAACUCCUAGAGUAAUUUUCAACAGACCAGAGUCACUUCAAAAGUCUCAAACCAUCAGGUUCGCACCCGUGUUCGCGCUCAACCAAAGGAGAACAGGCACAGUCAGUUCAGGCAGGAUGGUAAGCAUUCGACCAGUACAGGCAUCACCGGACAGCAUAACUGGAAAGGUGGAAGAGAGCAUAAAGAACGCGGAGGAGGCAUGUGCCGGAGACGCCACUAGUGGCGAGUGUGUGGCGGCGUGGGAUGAGGUGGAGGAACUGAGCGCGGCUGCAAGCCACGCCAGGGAUAAGAAUAAGGGGUCGGACCCUCUUGAGGAAUACUGCAAGGAAAAUCCGGAGACUGAUGAGUGUCGCACUUACGAUAACUGAUUGAAAUUUGAUACUAUCAGUUCAAGUCAAAACUCCAUUAUAUUAUCUUUUCUGUUGUGUAUUAAUUUUUAAUUAAGGUUGAAUAAUUCACAUAUACUCCCAUCUUUACAAGUAAA